UCCAGAUACAGGGGUGGAGACUAGAAUGCAAUGAAAAUGAAAGUAAAAUUAUUCAAGUAAACAACAUUUAAGAGCAAGGGGAUUGGGGAUAUAAUCUGUCUAACACAAGAAUACACGAUCAUUUUGAUUGACAGAUGGACCAGUCAAGCCCGGCAGAAGUAAUUGUUAACAACAGUCUGGAGAACUGGAAAGUGAUUGGUGCAGGAGGGUUUGGAAAAGUCCACAAAGCCAGACAUGUGGUUUGGGGAUUUGAUGUGGCCAUCAAGUUGCUACAAUGUGAUGAGGGCACUUCCCUGCAAAAUGAGGCAGAAAUGAUGCACAGGAGUAGAAGCCCCCAUGUGAUAAAGAUUCUUGGAGUGUACAAGGAUUGUCCCCCCAAUUGCGGCCCUUCCAUCCAGCUGGGUCUUGUGAUGGAGUUCAUGGAGAAGGGGACACUGGAAUCCCUCCUGGACACCCUCUCUCUUCAUCCACCUUGGCCCCACCCCCUUGCCUGUCGCUUGGCCCACCAGAUUGCUCUGGGGAUGAACUUCCUCCAUUGCCUCAACUCACCCCUUCUGCAUCAAGACCUGAAGCCCAAUAAUGUGUUGCUGGAUAACUACCUUGAUGCCAAGCUUGCAGAUUUUGGCCUGGCCAAGGUGUCUCACAGUGUUUCCACGAUGAGCAAAGAGUUCCCUGGGAAGGCUGGGGGAACAUCUAGUUACAUGCCCCCCGAGGCUUUGGAAAAUGUGUCAUACAAACCCAUUCGUGCCUUUGACAUCUACAGCUAUGGUAUACUUCUGUGGUCCAUCAUCACUGGUCAGUCAAAGCCAUAUCCUGAUGUCCAUGCCAGAGAGUUCAGCAGGUUCUGUUUUCUCAUCAAAGAGAGACAACAGAGGCCUUCCCUGGAGGCAGUGGACAAAGUGCAGUUCGAGGGGCUAGGGGACCUGGUGGAGCUCAUGAAGAAGUGCUGGGACCAUGAGCCCUCUAAGAGACCCCCCUUCAAGGAAUGCGUCCUUGUGACAGGAAGAGUGUUUGAGAAGCACCAGAAGGGGAUACAGAAUGUCGUCAAUCAAGUGCUGCCAAAACUGAACCUGGGAAGUGAGGAGGGAAGUAAAACAUCAGGUGUUGGCACCCCCAGUGUAUCUCCAAGUUCAAAGCCACCUGCAUGUCCAAAAGACAAGGUGAAUAUCUCUGCUGAUGUGAAGACUGGUUCACUCCCUCCAACACAGGAUGUGGCUGAUGGCUUGUCCUCAAAACCAAUCGACAAAGGUGUCCAAUUUGUGGAUGAUAACAUGGAACAACUUGUUCAAAGGAUUUCCCUGGUGAAUCCAAUAGCAGAUGGCCUGUACCAGACGAAAAAGAUCCAUUAUGAGGAUUACUCUGAAAUCAUUGCGGCCCAAACCAGUAUGGCAAAGAUGAGAAAGCUAUAUGUGGCCCUGCAACAAGGAGGAUCGGUGGCUAAAUCAGCCUUUUACCAAAUUUUACUGAAACAACAAUCUCUUCUAGUCAAAGAACUGGGUGGGGUUGAACAGGAAUGAAGUCAUAACUUGAGCGGAUUCUACAGUCUUGUGUUCAGACUGCCUACCGAAGACAGCGAACUAGGACCCGGACUGGAAUUUGCCACCAGACAGGAGAAGUCAUACAAAAACCUUGACAUCUGAAUCUUUAAUGGUUUUACUAUAUAAGAUUUUGAAAACCAGUGUGUGUGAAUCACAGGAGGCUGGUGAGGAGGUGACGGCGCAUAGUAAGGGCUGGAAUGGAGGAAAUGGAAUGCCGUUACAUUCAUUCCGUUCCAACCAUUACUAUGAGGUCGUCCUCCCCAAAUAAGGUGCCACCAGCCACCUGUGGUGGGAAUGCUGCAAAUGUCUCACCAUUAUGCCUUAAACAUACCUGGAAACAUAUUAAUAAAAUAAAAAAUGUUGAUCCAUUACUACA
Oncorhynchus tshawytscha (Chinook salmon) is the source of this 1914-nucleotide messenger RNA. RefSeq names its product receptor-interacting serine/threonine-protein kinase 3-like. NCBI's taxonomy places the organism in Eukaryota, Metazoa, Chordata, Actinopteri, Salmoniformes, Salmonidae. The record is from RefSeq and is a predicted model, not a curated record. Gene Ontology annotation, molecular function: ATP binding; JUN kinase kinase kinase activity. The transcript has 13 exons. Gene Ontology annotation, biological process: innate immune response; protein phosphorylation; regulation of apoptotic process. The coding region runs from base 135 to 1517 and encodes 460 amino acids.